AAGAGAAAGGCAAGAUGACGGACCUGCUCAAUAUAAGCAAGAUCGAGAAUAUCUGCCUGCUACCGGAAGAUCUGGACAAGCAGGAGGAUCCUCGAACACCGACUUUGAGAAGAGUCAGUUACGGUAUCGUGUUGCCGACCAUUUGUUGUCUCGGCAUCAUCGGAAAUAUCUUGAAUCUCAUCGUUCUCACGAGAAGAAAUAUGCGCGGCACUGCUUAUGUCUACAUGAGAGGUUACUCCGCAGCGGCGCUUCUCGCGAUCCUUUUCUGCAUCCCUUUCGCGCUGAGGGUGCUCAUCCAUAAGGAGACUGGGGGAUGGAGUAGCUGGAUCCAGGCCUUCUAUCACGCUCACUUCGAACUUUUUCUCGGGAACGGCUGUUUAGGAGUUGGAGUAAUGAUGCUUCUGGCAUUGACAGUGGAGCGUUACGUAAGCGUCUGUCAUCCCGGACAACACACGCGACCACUCUGCGGACCACCUCACCUAACAGUGGUACUCAUCCCUCUGGCUACAUUUCUCGUUUAUCUACCGAGUGUAUUUCGGGGUGAAAUUACGACUUGCCUGCUGGCACCCGACGGUCCUCUAAUCUACCAGAAAAGAGACAAUCAGACAUUUCUCAACUCGUGGUACUAUCAGGUGUAUAAAGUGGUGCUAGAAGUUGUUUAUAAAGUGGCACCAACGAUUCUUCUCGCCGGUUUCAAUCUAAGAAUAAUGAUAGUGUACAGAAGGUCCUGCGAGAGGCGCCGGAGAAUGACCCUAUCGAGAACUGUUAGCAGCGACGAGGAUCCUAGAACUUUUGCUGAAGAACGGAGACUCAUGCUGCUCUUGGGUAGCACCAGUAUCCUUUUUUUAGUCUGCGUCAGUCCUAUGGUCAUCUUAAAUGUUACGCUCAGCGAGAGCAAUCUCAACAAUUAUGCUUACCAGGUGUUCCGUGCUCUGGCCAAUCUGCUGGAAGUGAUCAAUUACUCGAUCACAUUUUACAUUUAUUGCCUCUUUUCCGAAGACUUUCGAAACACUCUAAUUCGUACGCUGCAGUGGCCGUGGGUCAAGAGCGAGCAAGGCGGUAGGAGCCUGCCGAUGAAACGUUCUCCGAUACCUAGACCGACGACUACGACGACAACCCCGCCAACUACCACAGUUGCGACUCCCGGACAUCUGGCUCGUGCCAGUGUUUAA
This is a messenger RNA of Atta colombica, 1172 nucleotides long. RefSeq names its product probable G-protein coupled receptor B0563.6. Gene Ontology annotation, molecular function: G protein-coupled receptor activity. Gene Ontology annotation, cellular component: membrane. The record is from RefSeq and is a predicted model, not a curated record. The transcript is spliced from 5 exons. Bases 15 to 1172 code for a protein of 385 amino acids. NCBI's taxonomy places the organism in Eukaryota, Metazoa, Arthropoda, Insecta, Hymenoptera, Formicidae. Gene Ontology annotation, biological process: G protein-coupled receptor signaling pathway.